CAGGGAGACAGAUCCGUGUUCAGAGUGCAGCUGCAGCCACCUCCACCACCUCCUCCACCUCCCUGUACUCCACCAGGACGCGCAUGCGCACUGGCUCAUCUGUGCGCUCUACUGUUUGCAUUGUGUCUGAACUGCCGGCGAGCUUUAAAAAUAUUAUACCCACCGCGGCAAUGUCGGGCAGGUCGGUCCGAGCUGAGACCCGGAGCAGGGCGAAAGAUGACAUCAAGAGGGUUAUGGCCGCUAUUGAGAAAGUACGAAAAUGGGAAAAGAAAUGGGUGACUGUAGGAGACACGUCCCUUCGUAUUUACAAGUGGGUGCCGGUGACGGAGCCGAAAUCAGACGACAAGAACAAAAACAAGAAGAAGGGGAAGGAUGAGAAGUACGGCUCGGAGUUGACGACUCCAGAGAACAGCUCGUCUCCAGGGAUGAUGGACAUGCAUGAUGACAACAGCAACCAGAGCUCCAUCGCCGACUCUUCCCCGGUGAAACAGGAAACCAGCUGCAGCACCAGCCCCGCCCCUGAGGCCAACGCCGCGUCACACCGGGAGAACAGCGAGGCCAAGAGCGACCAGAGCCCGGACAGCAAGAGAGGGAAGAGCAUCUCUUCAUCAGAGAGCUCAGAGAGAGCGCAGAGCACCAAGAGAGACGGUCUGUCAUCAGGGGUAAAGGAGUCUUCAGACAGCAAAGCCACUCAGGACCUACAGGACGAGGCCCCACCCAGCAAGAAGAGCAAACUGGAGUCCUCGUCUCAGGACUUUGAGGAGAGUUAAAUGUUUGGGGCUGAGUCAUUUCUCUCCUUCGCCCUCCCGUCUCCCUCCCUUCCUCCUUCCAUUAACUCUAGAUGAUUUAGGGCUAAUGGACACACCAACUCUUCUCUCACACUCAUUUUUCCCUCCGGCCCCCCACCUCUUCUACCCAAACUCUUCAAAAUCGAAGGGAGAAUGGACGUUUCCCUCCAUGAUGGCUGCCCCCCACCCCUCCCUGAACACUCCUUUGCCACAGAGGGAGAAUGGAUAUUACCUCUGUUCACUGGUCCCCUCCGUGCUUCCUUCCAGUCCUUCAAACUUUUGCCAAGAGAAGCGCCGAGCCCAUGCUGCCAUGCCCCUCUGCAGCCAGCGGGGGGCGCUGUCAGCUCAGCCCAGCCGCCACCAGGCCAGACCACAGACCCUGACCUGCUUCUGUGACUCAACACUGGGGAUCUGAGAUCAGGACGAGUUCGACCGCAGACGCUGCUGUGAGAUCACUUUCUCUGCUAAUGGUUAAGCUCAGGAUAACUCAACAGGCUAACCUGGUCUCAGAUCAGCGGCUGCGGAGGGAACCUCAGCCCUAAGACCACGUCACGUCAACCCUCCCGAUCCGCCUCCUGCUAGACUAAUGUUCUCUAUUUGUUUAGGAAAUGUUUAGGGUUUUUUUCUCAGGAGGGUCAAUGCACUGUUAUGGUUCGUCACAAUCGAUCACAGGUAGAUUUGCUGCUGUAGUGGACGUCUUUUUUCUCUAUCCAUGAAAAGUUCUCCAUUCAUGUGUUUUCUAAAGUGAAUUAGCUUGUGGUUGGUAGUAGACGAUGAUGGUACUGGUCGAGAUAAACUCCUGGAUAAGUAGUGAAGAUGGGUGUGGCUAGUGUAGGUCCUGGAGGCGUGCCUUGAGUUGCUACAAUUCAUUUAUGUUUUAGGUCAAGCUGGUUUUGAAUUACAAUUUUGGUGCCAUGUUUGGUUUGUUUUUUGCCUUAUAAUCGUCACUAAUUCAUUCAUCCCAUAUUUAUAUCCUACUACAACAGAUGGCUUUUAGUACAAGGAACAGCACUGGAAAUAUUUGCUUUCUUGCUGGGAGUAAACGAGAAGUUUGACACCUCCGUCACAUCAGAUCUGAAGCAACCCCAGGAGCCCGGAAGAUGGAAACAAGUAGCCCAGUUCUGUCCAAAGAUCUAAAACCUUGCAGCUGAUUUUGGAUCAAGAUUCGCUGCUCCAUUAGAGAGCAGGAAUAAGAGUUUUAAAACAUCCUAAAUCAUGACAAUGUUGAGUCCAAACAGAAGCCAGAAAGCUUCUGGUACCAAAAUCUUGUCCUGUGCUCGCAGAUUGUAAUCAUUACAUUUUAUAGCUGAUUUUCUGUCAUAAACAUCUGUAGCUGCAGCUGUAAAGAGUCUCCUCGCACCUGCUGCUCUCCAGCUCCAGUCCAUUCACAUCUCUCUGGCUUUAUUUCUGUCAAAAAGGAGUCAUGCACAGAAUUCUCAGCUUCUCAGAUUUGUUGUUUUAAUUCAACACAAAACAAAUUAUUUACUUUUUUUAAACUCCUACAGAAAUUACAAGGAAUCCGUGCUUGACUAAUUUCUUGGAACAUACAUCCUCCAUUAGGCCGAUGCUCUGUCUUUUUUUAAAGAAUUGAAUUAGUCUCUGCACCCAGACUGAACCGUCCCCAUGCUCCAUUAAGUUUCUGUUUUCAGCCUGGUCAUGUUUGGAGUCUUUUCUGCACCGAAAGCCAGUAAUAAACCUCUGAUUAUGUUUGCUCGAGAGGCGACGUUGAAGCAUCAGUUCGCUCUGCUUCCUGCGAGAAAGUAAACAUGCGUACUGUUCCUUUAAAACUGUUGUAGACUGGAAUCUGAACACUACCCAGAAGUCUCUCUUCUGGAACUUUUUAACAUCAUCAACCCUCUUCCAUCAGAACCGGACCGGUCUGUUUCUGCUUCAGCUGGUCCGACUGAAGCAGAAACGGACACGUUUCUCAGACUGUCCCUUUCCGUAAGUCCUCGUGUAUCACUACUUAUCUCUGACCUACAGAUGUUAGUGUAGCUCACUGCGGAUGGUCCAGUCUUAGCUCAAACAUUUGGUUCCAGUCCUCCUUCAAGGUGCUGUCCAUCGGCUGAAUCCAUACAUGUGGCAUCAAGCUCCUGGUUUUGUGCGCUUAACUUGAACUUGAAUGUAGGGAUUCAGACCUGCAACCUCUAAUGUACAAACACGUUCAAUAUUUAAUAUGGAUACAGAUUGAAAUCAAUUGAAUCACUGCAAACCAAUUACUUCAUCACAUGUUGGGGCUAUUCAUCACAACACAGAAUUACUUGAUCAGAUUUCAACAAAUCAGCAUUUGCAUGGAUGGAGAGAAAAGAAAAACUUUGUCUCAGUUAGAGAAUGGAUUAGCAUAUACCUCAUUCCCAGUCCAGCAGAGCUGGAACUUAAAAUGCUAUCGUAUUGACAUUAACAGUUAUAAACAGCAUUACGUACACUCAGUUAAAAUAUCUCACUUAUGUUGUAGCUUUCACCUAAUUGAGCCAAUUGCUUAUAGUUUGCUCAUAACUGUGUGUAAAAAGAAAAAUAAUAAGAAAAAAAAUCUUGUAUUUUUUCCCUUGGGACCAUUUUGUUUUUCUUUAGAUCUUGUACAGAUUUAUGGUUUGGUUUGACUUAUUUAUUCCAUCAGUAGUGCUUGGUUUUUACCAUGUCCAAUUGUUUUGUUUUCUUAAUAAAAGUCACAAAAUUU
Molecule: messenger RNA, 3465 nt
Organism: Melanotaenia boesemani (Boeseman's rainbowfish)
Lineage: Eukaryota; Metazoa; Chordata; Actinopteri; Atheriniformes; Melanotaeniidae
Gene: bcl7a
Product: BAF chromatin remodeling complex subunit BCL7A
Exons: 6
Coding region: 84-770 (228 amino acids)
Source: RefSeq, a predicted model, not a curated record